This is a messenger RNA of Amoebophrya sp. A25, 3591 nucleotides long. The record is from the annotation of a GenBank genome assembly. NCBI's taxonomy places the organism in Eukaryota, Dinophyceae, Syndiniales, Amoebophryaceae.
CGAUCCUAGAGUGCCAUCUUUCUAAAUUCGUGAGAUCUUUUUCAAAGUAAUUAGUCUAUACAACUUCCAGCUUUUUCGUGGGAUUCUUCCUCUGUACUUUGCUCUGAGAAAAUGGAUGACGACAUCGUUGAAUUGUCGACCCCAAAGCGGUCAACGUCGAAGUCGAGCAAGCCUAAAGGCCCUACAGCGGAACAACGAUGGAAUUCUUCAACCCCGAACGCCCGAGCUGAUCUUCUUGUUCGUGAAGGUUUGAAGAUUCAGCCGAACGUCGCAGGAGGAGAGACGCUCAUGAACAAGCUUCGCAAGGACUUGAAGAAACCGAUGAGACAUCGCCUCACCUACCGCAAUGCCGUCCAGAUCUACGGCAAGUGGGCUGAAGUCGAUAGUCUACAGAAGAUCCAGAACAACGAUAACGCAGCAGAACGCUGGGAGAAGAACAAUAAGAAAAUCGACAUGCAGCUGCGCCUGCUACCAGGGGGAAACGUCGAGGUUGACAACGCAAAAUCCUUGAAAGCGAAGAGCAAGGACGUCGACCUCUUCAACAUCAGCGGAGUGGAACGUGCAAAAAUUGUGGUAUCUUUUUGGCUUAUUUCGUAUUAUUUUCCUUUCAACAGAUUUCACCUUAGCAGCUUGGAAGCAGUUCGUUGUAGCUCAUAUUGCUGCAAACGCAGGAGCGAGGAAGCGCGGGGGCCUGAUUCCAUUUGGCGCCUGCAUGCUGCAGCGUGAUAGGAUACCGCGGGCGCAGGUGCUCUUGCGAUUUGCCUGGGGGAGGGUAGUGCGCUCGUGUUCUGUGCAGUCGCUAGGCACUCGGGCGCAGUGGUGUAGGGAUUUUGCCCAGUGUGGAACGCUUGGGGACUCGGUUGCCGGUGUCCGUUUCUCCUUAUCUCUUGCAGCUUCGCCCGCGCUUGGUGAACAGCAAAACAGUGAGGCGGGCCCCGCGAGCCAAUGCGCCGCCACUUGCAGGCGUGGCGCUGUCUGUGGAGUAUUGAGAGGGGGGGCAGGGCGCUGCAGUGUGCGAAAUUUGAAGAGCGGCGCCACCAAGCGCCAGCGCCCGCGUGCGUUUUUGGAGAUUUAAAGCCGACGGAGCUAAGUCGUUGCGUGUCCCUGACGUCCCCGGCUUCGAGGGGUGGGCGGAUCCAUGCAACAAGGUGGCAAAAAUUCGCGAAACAUCUCCGCGAGAUGCUGCAGGAAAUGUAUAGCAGCAAUACCUCUACAGCGAAGACGCGGACUGGGCUGCGGUGUCGAUCCUGGGCGAAGCAAUAAGGACGGGGCGGAAAGGCGGCGCGUGGACUUCCUACAGAGGUCGAGGGCGUCGGUUGCCAUUUUUUGCAUGCAGUUCAUGCCAUGCGGGGAGCGAACUGCGUAAGAGGCUCCGGGCUUCUCAUGGGGCUACCAAGCGGCCUCGUGGUUCUUGCCCAGGCUUGUGGAAAGUGCCGCGCGCGACUACGGCGGCCCGAAGAGGACGGAAAGCAGUGCAACAAAAUGAGCGGCAUUCGUCUGGUGGGAAUGGAGCGGAGUGGCUUCGUCGCAAAAGGCUGGCGCAGACGGUACGAGUGGAGAGGCUUCUGGGUCUGCAAGUUUUCGGAAGUGCUUCGGCUUGGGUGCUGGGUUGGUUUUUGUUUGGGUUUUGUAGUUUCCUUAUCUUGAUUGGCGACGGACGCGCGUCGCGGGUUCACAGGGCCAGCCCUGCACGCUUUGCUUUCGGUUUUUUCUGUUUCUUUCAGUUUCGCCAAGUGUCUGGCUGUGUUUCGGUGUGGUUUGUCAGUGGCAGGCUGCGACUGUUGCCCCGGCUUUUUUGGUGUUCUCACCAUGAUGGCCCGGGUGGGUGUUGCGCUUGGGUUCUUGUUGGUUGUUUCGUCGUGAAGUCGUGAGGCGUGGCUAUCUGUUUUUGCUGAUCAUUGUCGAAGCCUUGCGGGGCCAGGUUGGUGGUCGCAUCGUCAGAGGUAUCGCCCCCGAUCGUGUGCGGCUUUUUAUGCAUGUCAUUCCCAUGGUGGAAGCUUGUAAUGAGUCUGCACCUAGGUAGUAGCAGCUUAUAUCCAAAAGUUUUCAGUUUUGUGGUUCAUGCUUGCUACUUACUUUUUUUAAACAGAAGGCUACGCUUUUCAAUUUAACAAAUACAAUUUUUUAUUUAUUAAUGCAUUUUCUAAGAUUUAUGGAUAUACUCCUGAAGUACGGCAAUGCCGUUGCUGUAGUUGUAAUUUUUUGGAUAUUUUUACAUGCUGUUCGUAAAUAUACACACCUCAUUCAGGAUCGUGCUUGCUUUCUUCAAUCAUAAUCAACAACACCCUCCACAGAAGUCGAUCAUUGAGAAGCUGAAGCAAACGAAUCGAUUGGCGAACUAUCUAAAAGCUGUGGAGUAUUUGUGUGGACAUUAUUGCACUCACCGCCAGGAGAUGCGUCGUCUAUCACACCAAAGCGCGAAUCUAUUGGACAAGGAGAAGAAAGAACUACUAUCCCUCGCUUUUUUGAAAGCUUUUCAAGGAGUUAUUUUCCAGAAGAAUACACCGGAGGAUCUGCGAACGUGGUAUAAUACAGCUUCUUUUUCUAUCAAACAAGUGACUCCUUGUUUUGUAAAUGUAGUCGUAUAUGAAAGUAUGAGCAUGUCCAUGAGCUACCAUUUUUUCCUACCUUGUGUUUGGUAAAAAUUUACUUUCAGUGGAGAUUGCAGCGCGCGCCAUCUAUGCAGCUUGUUUCUGUCAACCCUAUCUAUACAUCAUUCCAUCCAGGUUGGAUACGAUCGACCCGGACGUAAUACAAUUUGUCGGACUUCGAGGAUGGUUGAACUUGCUCGGCUAUGAAAUGGGAAAGGAGCUGAAAAUGCAUGAAGGCUCUCCGCAGCCAAAUGACUUACCCGACCAGGAAGGAGAUAUCAUGGCAGACAUCAAGCGGCGCCUGCAGGCGGUAGUGAUUAUAUAGUAGUAGUUUUUUGUAAUUUAUAAUCUGCGAUAUUCGUAGUUCUUUAGCUCGAAAAGUCUGACUUUUUUGAUACAACUUACCUUGAGAAAGCAACUUUUUGGGGGCUAUUUCUAUCCUGAUAUCUAUCAGUGAUCUAUACUUAUUCGCAUCCUUUCCUUGAUUAUAAACUUCGCCCUCUUAUUUAGAUUUGGAGCAAAGCCGUGCAGGACGAAGAAAAGAAGGUGAUUAGCGUUGCGGUGAGAGACCAAGCCCUAGAGGAUGACGAUGAUCAUAAUGCCAACCAUACCAUCGAGAUGAUUGCGCAAGAGAAGUGGGACACUUUUCAGAUUUUUACUGCUUUACAGCAGAUCACAGAAGAAGCAGACGACCUAGAAAAGAAGUAUCAGGCCAACAUGGGACAGAAACAGAAUCGAGUAUCGCUGCACUACAUGACGCGUGAGAGGGUAGCAAGCUGCUUUUAGCUGCUUGUAUUAUCGCUAACUUUUUCUAGAGUAUCCUCGAAGUGAGGGCUCAGGUUCCUAAAUUUUGUUUAUUUCAUCUACAAGAAUUGCAACAGAGUACCUUUUUCGUGUAUUAGAUCGUGUCCUUAUCGCCAUUACUACACGUCCCUUUCAAUCCACCACUCUUCCAGGCUAAUCAAUUGAUCGACGGCACGAACAACCUAAUGGAGAAAGC